AUGAGAGGAGGAGCGUUGCGUAUAGUCUUGGAAAGGAACAACCAAAAAGAUGAGGCAAGACCGUUCUGGAACAUGUAUUGUAAUGGAAAGAGAGUUGGGUACGCAAGAAAACGCCGUCCGUCUAAGGAUGAUAUGGUGGCUUUAACCGCUUUGAGUAAGGUUGUUGUUGGAGCUGGACUUGUGACUGGGAAAGAACUUGGCCGGUUCGAUGAUGAGUUGAUGUAUUUGAGAGCUAGUUUCAGAAAAGUUUGUGGUUCGAAGGAAUCUGAAUCUUUCCAUCUGAUUGAUCUAGCUGGGAAUAUUGGACAAGAACUCAUUCGAAUUCUCAUUGUUUACCAUGUUGCAAGAUAA
This is a messenger RNA of Eruca vesicaria subsp. sativa (arugula), 351 nucleotides long. The record is from the annotation of a GenBank genome assembly. NCBI's taxonomy places the organism in Eukaryota, Viridiplantae, Streptophyta, Magnoliopsida, Brassicales, Brassicaceae.